This is a messenger RNA of Closterium sp. NIES-65, 2088 nucleotides long. NCBI's taxonomy places the organism in Eukaryota, Viridiplantae, Streptophyta, Zygnematophyceae, Desmidiales, Closteriaceae. The record is from the annotation of a GenBank genome assembly.
AUGUACUUCACUCUCUAUUUCCUCGUCACCUGCCUCCCUGACACUCUUAGCUCAGUCAGGGACCACUUCCUCGUGCUAGACCCCCCCACUCUCACUGUCGACGACUUCGAGAAGCACCUCCUCGCAGCAGAGAAGAACAUCCUCGCUGUAGGUGCUGCUCGUGGCACUCCUCGCUCUCCCCUCUUUGAGGGGUGCUCCCCCUCCCCUCUCACCCCCUCCUAUGCCUCGGCAGCUGCUGCUCAUGACUACCUUGGUGCUGAGGAGGUCGGGGCUGCUUCCGCUCCUAGUGGGAAGCGUCGCAGCGGCAGGGGCAGCAAGGGUGGCAGGGAAGGUGGGGGUCGCGGUGGAGGUGGCGGUGGUGCAGGCGGCGGGGGAGGUGGAGGUGGUCGUGGGGGUGGAGGUGGUGGAGGCGGUGGUGGGGGCGGUGGAGGCACUGGGAGCGGUGGAGGUGGUAGCAGUGGCGGUGGGGGAGGAGGGAGCGGUGGUGGCAGUGGUGGUCAGGGCCAGCAGCAGACGCAGGCGCAGCAGCAGCAGCAGCGUCAGCGCCAGACCCCCACUUCCCAGCAUCUUCUUGACUGGGAUGCCGGGCGUGGGGCUUCUGGGGGUCCUGGUCGCUGCCCCUAUAUCAUUCGCACAGGUCCCCGCACUAGUCGCCAGUGCACAGGGUUUCACACUGAGCAGCGCUGCUUUGCUUGGCUUAGCGACGCUUGGCGCGCCAAGUUUCCUAAUGCUCCUAAGUUCCCCAACUGGGCAGAGCUGCUUAGGCGUGAUGUACCUAUCUUUGAUCUUGACUAUGAGGCUAUUUUUGCUGCUAUGUAUGCAUUGUCUGUUAGUGCUGAGGGUGACUGCUACUUGUGUGUGCCGCCGGAUCCUGGUAUAGCCCCUGGUAUAGUGCCUGCAGCACUAGGUGCUUUUUCGCAGUCACUCCCCUCCCUGCACCUGUUUCUGUCUCACUGGCUGACCCCUCUGGGGGCCCAGUGCUUGCACGGUCUUCCACCGUGCUUCCGUGUCCGGCGGUCCCGUCUGGUGAGCAGUCUGGUCUCCACCUCCCCUCGUUCUCUACGAACUUGGUCUCUGCCUGCCCUCCCUCCCUCGCCUGCGCCGCCCUGCAUUCCUUGCGUCGAGGGGCAGCAGCGCGCCGCUCCUCCCUCCUCCUCGGUCCCUCCCACAGAGGCUCCACUACAGACUCUCCACCUGGACAUGUGGGGCCCAGCCCGCGUCCGUGGACAGGGCCACGAGCGGUACUUCCUGCUGGUUGUCGACGACUACACGCGUUACACCACGGUCUUCCCCUUGCAGCGCAAGGGGGAUGUCCCUGAUCUUUUGAUCCCCGGGAUCCGCGCUGCUCGUCUCCAGCUCCGCGAGUGGUUCCAAUCAGACUUUCAUGUCCUACGUCUGCACUUUGACAGAGGUGGUGAGUUCUCCUCAGACCUCUUGGCGGCCUUCUGUGCGGAGCACGGCAUCCACCAGACUUUCACGCUUCCGGCCUCUCUGCAGCAGAAUGGGGUUGGUGAGCGCCGCAUUCGCUUAGUCAUGGAGGUCGCUCGUACCUCCAUGAUCCAUGCGGCUGCCCCCCAUUUUCUGUGGCCGUUUGCAGUCCGGUACGCCGCGCAUCAGCUCAACCUUUGGCCCCGUGUCUCCUCGCCGAAGACCUCGCCCACACUGUUGUGGACGGGGAAGGUUGGCGACGCGUCGCGUUUCCGGGUCUGGGGUGCUCGUGCUUUUGUCCGCGAUACCGCUGCGGACAAACUCUCCCCUCGCGCCAUUCCUUGCAUCUUCCUUGGCUUUGUCCUUGACGCGCUUGGCUGGCAGUUUUACGACCCCACCUCGCGCUGUCUCUUUGCGUCUCACGACGUCACCUUUGACGAGUCGGUCCCCUUUUACCGCCUCUUCCCCUACCGCACUGCUCCUCGCCCCCUCCCGCCGCUCUUUCUCGCCCCAGGUCCUCCCCAUGUAGACCCCCUCCCUGCGCUAGGCCCUGCUCCUUCAGGUGUUUCUCAGGUAGACCCUCCCGUCCCUGCGCCUGUUGAGGUCACUGGUGACUCCGGUUCUGCUGGGAGUGGUGCUGUCCCUGGGGCCUGCGCGUAA